CUCUGUAUACUUUAAAUAAACCACUGCAGCCAACAGUGUAGAUCUCAUUUAGACAGGUCUUUGCUUUUAAACUUUCGCAACUUAUUCAAGAUGAUUUGUGGGAAAACAUUUGUGCUGCUUAUGAUAGCAGUAUGCAUUAAUGCACAGCAAAACUUACAACAAUGUGAGGUAACACCAGCUGAGAGGGUUGAAUGUGGAUAUCCUGGAAUUACACCAGAUGUGUGUACCGGAAGAGGAUGUUGCUUCAGUUCUGCCAUUGUUGGAGUAAAAUGGUGCUUCCGCCCAAAAGUGAGCGAAGUUUGUGAGGUGCAACCACAACUCCGUAAAGAAUGUGGCUACCCUGGAAUUACAGUUACCGAAUGUAAUAACAGGGGGUGCUGUUUUGACUCCCGCACCAGUAAUGUGAUUUGGUGUUUCAAACCCGCUGCAGGAGGUUGCUCAGCCAAUUGAAUUUCUUGAAGAUAUCAACAUACUGACAAGAAACACUAUGUAUAGUGAGAUUGUACUGUGUGUGCUUUGAGAAUCAAUAAAACAUUGCUUUGUCAAA
This is a messenger RNA of Polypterus senegalus (gray bichir), 547 nucleotides long. RefSeq names its product trefoil factor 3-like. NCBI's taxonomy places the organism in Eukaryota, Metazoa, Chordata, Cladistia, Polypteriformes, Polypteridae. The transcript has 4 exons. The record is from RefSeq and is a predicted model, not a curated record. The coding region runs from base 91 to 450 and encodes 119 amino acids.